CAGAGUCAAGGCGAGUCAAAUCAUCCCCGAGGCUCUUCGUAAGUAGAACUUUGUAAUUAAUUGAGAAAUUGCCGUCGUAAAUAUGCAGGAAUACUAUAGGACACUUGUCAAUACAUCUCUGAGUAAUGCGACGAACAUUCGCUUUGUUCAGAGUCUCACGGGUUACUAAAGCACUGGAUUCAAUUAUAUCUUAUAUAACACGCCACUAAAGACAAUGCAUCAGUGAAACCCGUGUUCACUCGACUUUUUGGGGGAAGAGGCAUUUUCGAGGUGAUUGCGAUGAACUCAUGGCAUUGCGUUUCGAAGCAGGAGUGAUUGACAAUCAGCUGUUCUCUGUUUAUCAGGUUACGUUGGUGUGUCAACUGUGUAUUCACGAUACGUCAUGAGAGCCAUAAAGAUGACUUGGAGAUUGUGUGAAUUGAUAGGUUAAUUGUUAGUGGUUGCGAUGGUUGUAAAUGGCAAAUAAAUAUGGAGAGACCUAGAACUCCGAGGGAGGAGGACUGUUGUGGGAAUGGAUGCAGUCCAUGUAUUUUCGAUGUACAUAAGAAUCUAGUUAAAUAUUGGGAGGAGAGGGACGAGAAUUCUCCUGGGAAGAGGAAUAUUUUGGAGCUCCUGUCUUAUAAAUCGUUUUGGGUUGAGGAGACGGUUUCAAUUAAUGAUGAAUACUGUUUUAUAUGGCUGGUAUAUCCAGCAUCAGAAUCUGAAGAACAAAUUCAUAUGAAUGUAGGACAGCAUAUCAUGAUAAAUGUAGACUCGUGGACGAGAGCAUUUUCUCCGAUUUCAUGGACAGCCACUGGUAUACAAUUGCUGGUGAGAAUCUAUGAGAAUAGUUGUUUCACGAGUAAAUUGAAGAGCAUCGAGAUAGGAGAGAGAAUAAGAGUGCGAGGGCCUUAUGGAGAUUUUCGGUACUCCAGAAAUUCCUUCAGAAAAAUUAUAAUGUUCGGGAUUGGCAGUGGGAUCGCCGUGUUUUACCCGAUUCUCAAGGCCAUUACUGAGGACGAGGUGGAGGACACGAGAGUUCACUUGAUCGUUGGAUUCAAAUCGAUCGAGUUAAUUCCGUUGAAGAAAGAAUUGCAAUUGUUAGCGGAUUAUUGGAAUGUCAAUUGCACUCUUCAAUUGGCUGAACUGGCGGAAGGGAUGAAGAUCAAUGGAAUUAAUGUCAAACAUGGGAGAAUUAAUGAGCGCAUUGUCGAGGAUAUCUUGGGGAUUGAGAAGUCUGAGGGAAUUUUGGUUCUUGUUUGUGGCAAUACGUCUUUUAACCGUAUGUUAGAGAGAUGUUUAAAGACAUUGAAGUUGAAUAAUUAUCAUAUAUUCGAGUGAAUUCUGAUUAGACAAUUAUAAAAAAUAUUUUCAUAGAAAAAAAAAAUUGGUCUUUCAAUUCAU
Fopius arisanus is the source of this 1383-nucleotide messenger RNA. Its product is annotated as NADH-cytochrome b5 reductase-like. The transcript is spliced from 3 exons. The coding region runs from base 469 to 1320 and encodes 283 amino acids. The record is from RefSeq and is a predicted model, not a curated record. Gene Ontology annotation, molecular function: cytochrome-b5 reductase activity, acting on NAD(P)H. Lineage: Eukaryota; Metazoa; Arthropoda; Insecta; Hymenoptera; Braconidae.